CACCACCAUACCAUACUAUCGAGAGCAAGAGGCAAGAGGUGUCUAUCGGGCACAGAUGCUCCCAGCCUCUCUCUAAUUCUCGCCACGGCCCACGGCGCCUAUAAAGCAGGCCAAUCACCGAUCCUCCAUACGAAGACAAAGCCAAGGCGCAGCCACCAGCCAGAGUAAGCAGAGAGCUGCACUUGAACCCAAAAAAAAAAAAAAAAAAGCUCCUACUGUGAGUGAGCAUGGAUUCGCUUGUGAAGUGUGGCAAUGGCUACGGUGGCUACGGCUACGGCUACGGCUAUGGUUACGGCAACAGCAAGCCCCAGAUGAACUACAACCGGCAGAACACCGAGUCCGUGACCACCGUCGUCACGGAGAUCAACCGCAUGACCGUCAACGACAAGCCCAGCUGCUACGGCGGCGGCGGCGACGUGCAGAAGCAGGCCUGCAAGGUGGAGGCGUUCGAGGAGCACGACGAAGCGUACAACGGCGCCGUGGCCGUGCAGAAGCACUCCUUCAAGGAGGAGAAGGAGGAGAGGUACGGCGCUGCCGCCGUGAAGAAGCACGACGAGUACAAGGAGGAGAAGUACGGCGAAGUAAUCGACGCGGAGUACGGCGCCCACUACGGCGGUGGCGCCGCCGCCUUGAAGAAGCAGCAGGGCUACGGCUACAAGCAGGAGGCGUACGGGGAGACCGAGGGUGCAGCAGGGUACGGCGGCGCCCACUACGGCGCCGGCGGGAUGAAGCAAGGCUACAACUACAAGCAGGAGGCGUACGGGGACACCGAGGCUGCUGCAGGGUACGGCGGCGCCCACUACGGCGCCGGCGGCGGUGUGAAGAAGCAAGGAGGCUACAGCUACACGCAGGAGGCGUGCGGGGAGAGCAACGCCGGCUACGGCGCGCACCACGGUGGUGCCGGUGCCGCCGUGCAGACGUACGCCUACGACCAGCAGGCGGCGUACGGCGGCGCCGUCGGUGCCGCCGUGCAGCAGCAGGCCUACAAGCACAAGGACGCCGCUAGUAAGAUGAACGGCUCCCAGCAGAAGAUGUACGGGUACGGGGAAGCCGCCGUCGACGCAGCAGGGGCGGGGUACGGCGCUCACUGCGGCGGUGGCGGCGUGCAGCAGCAGCACGGCUACCAGAAAGAUGCGUACGGGUACGGCGCCGCCGCCGGUGGCAAAGUGAAGAAGAACGGCUACCAGUACCAGGAGGCGUACGGCAGGAGCGACGCUGGAGGAUACGGCGCUCACUACGGCGGUGCCGGCGGUGGCGCCGUGCAGCAGUACGGCUACCAGCAGAAAGAUGCGUACGGCGGAGCCACCGCCGGUGGCAAAGUGAAGAAGACCGGCUACCAGUACCAGGAGGCGUACGGUGGAACUGGCGCUGGCGCAGGAGGGUACGGCGCUCACUACGGUGGUGGCGCCGCCGCCGUUCAGAAGCACCACGGCUACAUGCAGGACGUGUACGAGAGCGAGACUGAGAGCGAGAGCGACGAGAGUGACUGCGACGAGGCGUUCCCGCCGCGCGGCGGCGUGCAGCACAGCUACGGGGCGUACAAGCAGGAGAAGCAUCACGGGGCUGGCAACCUCGGCGGCGUGCGCCGCUACGAGUCGUACGAGACCCGCGAGGAGCUCGGCGGCGGUCGCCGCUAUGAGUCGUACCAGAGCAGCGUCCAGUACACGGGCGGCAGCGGCGGCGGCGGCGGCAGCGGCUACGCCACGUGCUCCCCGAUCAAGAACCGCCACCUCCUUCGCUAUGGCGCGUAGGCAUACGCUCUGCUCUGAUCCAGCUGCGCGUACGUGCACCUACGUAUAUUCGUAUGCCGUGUCGUAUAUAUAGACAGGCCUAUAUAUGCCGCUACUUGGUGGAUCUUGUGGUUGCUGAUGCACAAAAAAAAAAAGAAGCUAAACAAUCGAAAUAUCUGAAAAUAAGAUGUACUAAAUAUGCCACCUUGGGAUAAUAAUGCAUGAUGAUGAAAGACCGAUAGCUGAUUUGUUGUGGGCAUGCUUGGUUGUACUAUUAUCCUAUUUAGGCCCUCUUUGAUAGAGAUUCAGGCAGCUCCGCCUCCCAUUGUAACUUUUACUAUGUGCUACUGUUCACUAGAGCUAAUAGGAGUAAGUAAUAAAGCUAAAAAUUUUGGCUCGA
Sorghum bicolor (sorghum) is the source of this 2130-nucleotide messenger RNA. RefSeq names its product glycine-rich cell wall structural protein 1.8. The record is from RefSeq and is a predicted model, not a curated record. Bases 228 to 1751 code for a protein of 507 amino acids. The transcript has a single exon. NCBI's taxonomy places the organism in Eukaryota, Viridiplantae, Streptophyta, Magnoliopsida, Poales, Poaceae.